UUCUAAAAUAAAUACAUACUAGUAUAAAUAUAAGUGUUAAUUCGUGUGUCUAAAACAUAUAAAGUCUCACGCAAAUACAUCUAGCUAGUUUAUGAGAGCUAUAUUAAGAUCUAUUUUUUCCAUGUCAUCCUCUGCUUUUAACACCCCCAGGUUGGUUUUCAAGAAGGUUUUGGCCAAAUCUCAACGUGAAGGAGAUGGAGCUGUUGUUAGAAGAGGCAUUGGAAGAAGCGAGCUCAAGAACUUGGAUCCUUUUCUAAUUUUGGAUCACUUCUCAGUGUCUCCUCCUGGAGGAUUUCCUGAUCAUCCCCACAGAGGUUUUGAGACCGUUACCUACAUGCUAGAGGGUAGUAUAACUCACCAAGAUUUUGCUGGCCACAAGGGUACAAUAAGAACUGGUGAUGUUCAGUGGAUGACUGCAGGCAGGGGAAUUAUCCACUCUGAAAUGCCUGCAGAAGCAAACAACAAUGGAUUGCAACUCUGGAUCAAUUUAUCAGCCAAUAACAAAAUGAUUGAGCCAAACUAUCAAGAACUUCCAAGUGAGGAAAUAGCAUCAGCAGAAAAGGAGGGUGUUGAAGUGAGAGUGAUAGCAGGAGGAGCAAUGGGAGUGAAUUCUCCAGUCUACACAAGAACUCCAACAAUGUUCCUAGAUUUCUCCAUGAUGCCAGGAACUCAACUGGAUCAAAGUAUUCCUGAGUCAUGGAAUUCAUUUGCAUAUAUAAUUGAAGGGGAAGGUGUUUUUGGUUCACCAAAUUCAUCACCAAUUGUGGCUCAUCAUGUUAUUGUUUUCACUCAAGGUGGUGAUGGACUUAGUGUUUGGAAUAAAUCUUCAAAGCCUUUGAGGUUUGUGUUGAUUGGAGGACAACCAUUGAAUGAGCCAAUUGCUCAAUAUGGACCUUUUGUCAUGAAUACACAAUCUGAGAUUGAGAAAACUAUUCAAGACUAUCACAAUUGCAGCAAUGGAUUUGAGAUGAGGCUAAAUUGGAGAUCUCAAUAGUUUGUUAAUAAUAAUUAACACUAUCAUUUAGCUAUGCGAAGAUUCAGUAGCUACCUGUAGGCUGUAACUGAUAGUGAAAUAAAAUAUAGUUAUAUUAUAUAGUAUCUUAUUAAAAAUAAUAUGAAGCUUGCUUUUCCCUAUCCUUUUAAUGUCAUAAGCACUAAGCAUAGUUUAUAUUUUUACAAGAGA
Molecule: messenger RNA, 1183 nt
Organism: Cicer arietinum (chickpea)
Lineage: Eukaryota; Viridiplantae; Streptophyta; Magnoliopsida; Fabales; Fabaceae
Product: pirin-like protein 2
Source: RefSeq, a predicted model, not a curated record